Messenger RNA from Oenanthe melanoleuca, 1199 nucleotides. It is a transcript of the gene UBE2F, whose product is annotated as ubiquitin conjugating enzyme E2 F (putative). Gene Ontology annotation, biological process: protein neddylation. The transcript is spliced from 10 exons. The record is from RefSeq and is a predicted model, not a curated record. Lineage: Eukaryota; Metazoa; Chordata; Aves; Passeriformes; Muscicapidae. Gene Ontology annotation, cellular component: nucleus. Gene Ontology annotation, molecular function: NEDD8 transferase activity. The coding region runs from base 139 to 696 and encodes 185 amino acids.
ACCGGGAGGAGGAGGAGGAAGAGGAGGAAGGGGAAGGAAGGAGGAGCCGCCACCGCCGCUCCCCCGGGCCGGCGCCGGGGAUGGUGUUGGCCGCGGCAGCCGGGCCCUGACGCCGCCAUCAGGUGGGAAGCAGCAGUAAUGCUAACGCUGGCAAGCAAGUUGAAGCGGGAUGAUGGUGUCAGAGGCCCCCGUGCGUCCACCCCAGCGUCUGACUCCACUCGCAGGGUGUCUGUCCGGGACAAAUUACUCGUUAAAGAGGUUGCAGACCUUGAAGCUAAUUUACCUUGUACAUGUAAAGUGAAUUUUCCUGACCCAAACAAGCUCCAUUACUUUCAGCUAACUGUAACCCCAGAUGAGGGCUAUUACCAAGGGGGGAAGUUUCAGUUUGAAACUGAAGUUCCUGAUGCCUACAAUAUGGUGCCUCCAAAGGUAAAAUGUUUGACAAGAAUCUGGCACCCAAACAUUACAGAGACAGGAGAAAUCUGCCUAAGUUUAUUGAGGGAACACUCAAUUGAUGGCACUGGCUGGGCCCCAACCAGAACCUUAAAGGAUAUUGUCUGGGGGUUAAACUCUUUAUUUACUGAUCUUUUGAAUUUUGACGAUCCUUUGAAUAUUGAGGCUGCAGAGCAUCAUUUGCGUGACAAGCUUCACAAGAUCCUGCAGCUGUUGCUGGAGGCCUGGGAAACAGGGAGGUGAAAUGCAGGGAUUGGCAUGCAGGAAGAGAGCUUCACCUGCAGAUAAUACUCACAAGGAAACAGAUCAGCCCAGUAUUUUAAGCAGGCAACUGCAGUGAGAGAUCUUUGCUGUCAGAACAGAUAUGUCAGCAAAGGUAAGGAGUGAAACACAGAAAUACAGCAAUGUGGGAAAUACAUCCAGAUUUUGCUUAUGGCAUUAGAAUGAUUCUGUUACUCUGGAGUGGAAAACUCAACCAGGCUGUAACGAGGUAGUUCUUGCUGUAGAGGCACCUGGGGCUGUCACCAUGGCUGGCUCCCCUCUCAUGCCAUAAACUGCUGCUGCUGGUGCCCAGGGCAGAGCACAGCCAGGGAGAGCUGUGUCUGGUACCAGCAGCCGUCAGAGCCAUCCCUGCCUCCCAGAACAAUCCUGUCCAACCCCUGUCCUGUAUUGUUGCUUGCCUGGAGGAGAUGAGCAGAAAAAUAAAGUUUGGAUACUGUUAAAUACUGUACAAGAGGGUCUGAGCA